This is a messenger RNA of Trypanosoma cruzi, 1248 nucleotides long. RefSeq lists its product as uncharacterized. NCBI's taxonomy places the organism in Eukaryota, Euglenozoa, Kinetoplastea, Trypanosomatida, Trypanosomatidae. The record is from RefSeq and is a predicted model, not a curated record. The transcript has a single exon. The coding region runs from base 1 to 1248 and encodes 415 amino acids.
AUGGAUCUUUUUCUUUCUGUGUCUCCUACGGACGACAGGCCGUUUGUGCCGCCGCAGCUGAGUUAUCUCACCGAGCAUGUUCUUACUCCAUUUUAUGAUCUUGUCGUGCUUUAUUAUCCAACGUCGUGGACUCCGAAUAAAGUGACUUUGUUCGGAAUUUUCAUGACUCUUCUCUCAUCGCUGCUGCUUCUCACGGGAAUGCCGCCAACCACCCUGUUCGAGCCACCGUACGCCACCAUCCGUCCCGCAAGUUUUCUUGGGGAGGAUUCAAAGUGGCAGAACUUUUUUGGCCCCACUCCAUUGCAUCCAACGACCCUGCGUCCGCUUUGGAGCUCGAUUUUUCCCUCUGGUAAUUGGUUGUUGUUUACAUGUGGCAUUCUUAACAGCAUUUAUUGCAUUGCCGAUAACACCGACGGACGUCUCGCACGCCGACUGAAGAAGUCAAGUUGUAUUGGUGAAUAUCUCGACCAUGGUCUUGAUUGUGUUACCUCGCUGCUUUCAACAUGUGUUGCCUUGUCCGUUUUUGGUAUAUCAUUUUCGAACAUUUCACUUGCUGUUGUGACAGUCGCGAUGGCCACAGUUUUCUCGCACACAUUAAAUUACGAGAAACACAUUUUUAUUUGGGGUAAUAGAUUUGUUUCCGUUGAUGAAGCAAUGAUUUUUUUUUGUGUUGUACAUUGGAUUCCACUUUUGUUUCCAGGACUUGCCUCUGCAAAGGUAUCCCCAGCUCUUUUGUAUGCCGUGUUACCAGAAACGUGGGCACAUGCACUGCUGCCUCUCCGUUACGUUGAGGCCAUUAUGGUUAUUUAUUGGGCUUCUCAGGUGUAUGUCAUUCUGGACAUAGCCCUCAAAAACUGGAAGAUGCUCUUUCGAAUUACGACGUUGGCGCUGCUGUUGAACACUGUCCUGAUGCUUGGCGUCAUACCUUACCAAACGGCACAGUUAGUGAAGGUGGAUCCUGCCGGAUAUGUUUGGGGUCCAUUUUCAUACGUGGCUAUUUGGUUCAUCACGGUCUCGUGCACCUCCAGUACGGUUGUUCACAUUCUUAUUUAUUCUCACUGUGCUCGGUUGCCUCGAGUCGAUCCAACGGCACUGGCGGGUCUUUUUUUUGUUUGGUUUGCCUUUAUCAAUUGCCCUGCUGCUGGUAUGAUGAUAUCUGUAGUGUGGCACAUUGCACAAAUUCUCUGCUACGUGGAUGGCCUUCAAAACCGUCAUCUCGAGGGGUCGCAAAAGAUGAAGGUGGUAUAG